This is a messenger RNA of Exophiala dermatitidis NIH/UT8656, 4143 nucleotides long. RefSeq lists its product as uncharacterized. Bases 1 to 4143 code for a protein of 1380 amino acids. Lineage: Eukaryota; Fungi; Ascomycota; Eurotiomycetes; Chaetothyriales; Herpotrichiellaceae. The transcript has 2 exons. Gene Ontology annotation, molecular function: transcription coregulator activity. Gene Ontology annotation, cellular component: mediator complex. Gene Ontology annotation, biological process: regulation of transcription by RNA polymerase II. The record is from RefSeq and is a predicted model, not a curated record.
AUGACCACGGCUCUUGAAUUCCCGAACAAUUGCUCUACUAACGUUUACACACUUAACGAUUUCGGCGAGAUUGCUUAUAUCGUAUGUACGGUAGCGACACCGCCAAACCAUGAUUCUGCAGCCAUCCCGACGCCGGGGAGUACUCUCGCUCGCCUCCGCAAAACAGAGCGACAGUUCCGUGAGGCCUCCAUCCUUGCUGCUUUGGAUGUCGACACUUGUCAACUAUUCACCUUCUACAAGAAGGUAGAUAUUGCCAAUGCUCGAGACCAAAAGACACUUUUAAGCAAAUUCGGCUAUGUGCUCCGGAGUAACACUUGCACAAUUGCCUAUAAGACCGCCGCACGCUUGCCAGAUUUAAUCAAGCCCGAGCAGGCUCGCUUGUAUCGACUCUUUACUACAGCGGUGGUAUCCAGUAUCAAGCUCCUUCCCAACGGCGAUUCUGCGCUGCAGCCGGUUGGACCAAAUGUAUAUCUGGUCGAGGGAACGCCAUCAGAUGGAUUGGACUGGCCCCAGUCCAGCCGGAGGUGGAGCCUAUAUAGCGUCGACCUUCAAAUCAUCACCAGCGGACAUGUCAUUCUGACUCUCGGGAAACACGCGAGCAUGUCGUUCUUGCGGUUGCUGGAAGUUUACGGAGAUUCUGCUAGAGCUCGGCGGCUUUCGGAACAAUCUGCGGCCGUGUAUCUUGUUCCAGGGGGACAGGUUGCAAGGCUGAUUCGUCGCGAAGCUGGUGACAAGUCCAACAAGACAGGCAAGCCUGGACAACGGCUCGAGCAGGGUCAGGCUCUAGAUAUUUGGAAGGGGGUGUGGAAGGAGUUACUUCCACAGUGGCUCAAGGAAAACAUGAAUAUGACAAUCGACGAAGAUGUUGUUUGGAUUGAGGCGGAGGUGCCUCUACAGGAGGUUGAUGCAAGCACGCCAACGGAUCAAACGUCUCCUAGAUUGAGAGAAGCUGGGGAUGGCCAGAUUAUGUGGAGGCCAGUAUACUGGCCCGCAAGCCUUUGCUUCGUUGUCGACGAUCAGAAUGACACACCAUUGGAGACUCCCAAGAGCGAUGCUGAUCCCAUGCAGUUCGUGCAGGACUGGCUUACUGGGACUGGACAGCAAUCUGGGGUUGGCCUUAAAAGUGGAAAACUUCAGCAUGAAACUCUAGAAGACGAUGACGAGCCACUCUUUGCCGAUGACGGGCCAUUUGAUGUGCCGGAGCAUCUCCAGUCGUUUGGACCUCCAGCAUUUCCAAAUAGCCACAGCAUCUAUCCUACACCACCCGAUGUUACAAUGACACACCAUACACCGGGAUUGUCGUCAGUGGAUGGAAUAGGCGUUACCCCUGCCAAUUUCGCCCUUGGGCCCUCAGAGACCGCGAAGCAGCAUGACACCGAAAUGCAGGACUUUGGGGUUGUGUCUGCAUCUAGUCAACUGGCCAACUUUGACGACGAGGACCUUUUCGAAGAGAUACCGGAUGCUAACUUUGACCAGGAGGGCAAUGGCGAUGAGCCUAACUGGGACUUUUUCGAUCAACCGGGCAUUGGUAACAAAUCAAAUCCCAUGGUGACAUCACAUCGUGACGACUUUAUCUCCAUUACCAGCGAGAACCAUGAAGAGAGGAACGAGCUUGAGGAUUCCUUCACUCGUGGCGAUGCCGAAAUGGAGGUGAGUGGACGAACCAGCGGUCUGGAUGACCCAUCAGACGCCGAAAGGCCUUCUACACUGCAAGAAAUCAUGGAAGCCCGCAGUGCAUCACCUGUCAAGGGUGGGAGCAUUUCUCACAAAGAUGAAGCAGGUGGCAGGCCGACGUCUUCCAAAAGGACUGGAUCCCCGCGUCCAGUCCGCGGAACCCAGCCAAACCCUUCCGGACGCCGUAGGGGAUCGAGUAUUUACGACGGAGUUCAAGGCGCAACGACCCUGUCUAAUCAUGAUCGCAAAUAUACGGCGGAUGGAGAUUACUGGUUUGACCCCAACCCUGCCAUUCCCACGCCUAAGAACAUCUCUGCACACACGGCUGUGUUUCACAUGUCUUCCUCAACUUCAUCUGAGAGUGGUAGUUCAGUGGACGGCCACGAUGCUUCUGUAGCUUUGGACAACGCCGAACAGAAGUCCCCGCCUAUUCCGAGAAAAUGGACAGAAUAUCAGCCAGGGUCACCUCCGACCACUGGUCAAGCCGAUGAGGUCAGGAGGGAGUCGAUCAAUCUCGAGGCGCAGCAGCUUCUCGAUCUGUUGAAAGUGUCACUCGUGGAGCCACCUUCGCCGUCAGAUUUCCAACUACACAAAGCGCUACGCAAUAUCCAAGGCGUAACACCUAGCAAACUCCUGCAAGUUGCUCAGAUACUGGUCGAGCAAGUAUCGCAAACGUCAUUGAUGAAAGCAGGUCACUAUAUUGAUAGACUGCCUGAAACGUCCAAUGACUAUAUGGAGGUUAACAUUGAUCUGAGCGGUAUCAACACGUUCACACAGGCAUCAACUGUGCAGCAGCUAAUCAAUAUCAAGCCUGACAGCACCAGCACAAAUUGUAAAGGAAGAGUCUUGAAGCUUCCUACCAGCCAAAUAUGUGUGCGACGUGCCGAUCAGCCCUUGUUCGCUUCAGCCUCAAUCAUGGAAUUCUGGGACACAUUGAACCUGCAACCCGAAAGUGGCGCAAAGGUUGUCACCGCAUUUUGCUUACAUCCGAGCGGUGGAAGUGUGGCCGAGGGGUGCUCAAAUUUCUUGCAGAGAAUGACGGACACUUACAACAGCUGCGCACUCGGGAAGCAUUCGACAGGACGAAUUCCUGGCGUCACGGAGGAUGGACUGUGUGCUUGGGGUUGGAACGUUCACAGCCAAGGAGACUUCCACAAGACCUGCCGGAGGUUUGGCCGUGCGCUAGCUCAAGCUUCAGACUUACACGAUACCAUCAUCGUUUAUAUGGUUGCCCGGGACAAAAGCGUCGAGUCCUACCUGCAAACCUGCGAAGCAUUCCUCAGCCUGUUCGAAUCGUUCCGACAGUCACUAGGCGAUCGGCAGAAUUCGUUUGAUGUUGCGUUGCAAAUCGUACCGCUGAGCUUCAUUGCCGAUCCCGAGACAUUAGUUGUGCCUCCCCAGAGUGCCUAUGUCAAAUUGGCGAUAGAGGUAUACAAUCGCAUACCGCCUGGGGAGCUUUCUGGGUCACCGGCUGCUGGCGGCUCCGCGGUCGUGCUGGCGCAACCAGAGAAUUCUGUCCAUUUCCGCCUCUCCCCAACCUUCAGCUCCCCCCUGUCCAAAUACGGGCCCUGUCUUCACCUUGCCUAUUCUGUUACGGCAGAUCACCGAUGGAUUACUGCAGCUUGGACAGACGAGCUUGGCCGGGUCGCACUGAGCAUGACUUAUUGCUUACGCAAGCAGAAUUCUCCGCGCGAGAGACCAAGACGUGAAAUCUUCCAGGAAAUGUGGGAGAUAUCCCACGACAUUAUGGGCAAGAUGCACAGCACAUGGCGUUUGGCUAUCGCCAGGGAAGGAUACUAUGAGCCGGCCGAGUUGCAGGAUUGGGAGCAGGUUAUCAAAGGUCCAAGCCCACCGCAUAAACAAUGUCUGGCACUGCUUAUUUCUAUCCAACUCCAACCGGCGCUGAGAGUCUUUCCGCCCUCUAUGCAGACAAAGACGGGUCCACAGGGCAUGCAAAAUACAUAUGGCACACCCGCAUCAACGCCCCAAGCCAGUAUAACAUCACCCGAUCAACUUGUGCCUGCCACUCCUACACCCGGUGGAAGCUCAAUCAUGAGCGUGCCGACGCCGAAUGAACCUGGCUUCGAUCCGAAUACGGAUUCCGAUCUUACACUCGUAGACCCCACAGAGGAGAGCUGGGGCAUCAUCCUGCCGUACGGGGUAAACCAGACGGCAAACAUGGUUGACUUACGUCCUGCUCUAGUCAGUUGUAUGCUGAUCAAACGGAAAGGGACCAAGGUCGAGGAUGGAUGUCUCGCAAUCGAAGUGAAUCUGAUCAGCACCCUGUCAGCAGCGAUCGAAAGUGCCGAAACAUCAACAGAUGGAUUGCUCGAAGAUCUCAUGACGCAGUAUCGCAGACUUGUCACUCUCGCCAUGACGCGAGGCUGUGUCGAUCCACUGCACGAAUGCGUCCCCUGGCAUAUCAUAACGGCAGCGAAGGGUUCACACGCACUCGACAAAGUUCUGUAA